Rosa chinensis is the source of this 2807-nucleotide messenger RNA. RefSeq names its product sugar transporter ERD6-like 5. Gene Ontology annotation, molecular function: nucleic acid binding; zinc ion binding; sugar transmembrane transporter activity. The transcript has 2 exons. Gene Ontology annotation, biological process: carbohydrate transport; transmembrane transport. The record is from RefSeq and is a predicted model, not a curated record. Bases 1062 to 2663 code for a protein of 533 amino acids. Lineage: Eukaryota; Viridiplantae; Streptophyta; Magnoliopsida; Rosales; Rosaceae. Gene Ontology annotation, cellular component: membrane.
UAAAACACAUCUUCAAAUGUUCUCUCACUCAGGCUCAAAGUGUAUCAUACACAACAGGCAUGGCAGGAUUACCCUGGGUUAUUAUGUCAGAGAUAUUCCCUAUAAACGUUAAAGGUUCAGCUGGAAGCCUGCUGAGUUUGGUGAACUGGUCUUGUGCUUGCUGAACAUAGUGGCGGAUGAUGGAGAGGGAGCAGGAAUGAGGGCAGGAACUCGCGCUUGCCACGAUGCAGCGACCUGGAGUUUCGUCCAGAUCUAGCUGUUUCAAACCGCCGCAUCAGAAGCUGCCCCCUCACCACCAAAUCCUCCCAGCUCCCCGUCACUGCCGCAUCGUCGCUGAUCCCCAUCACAGUUUUAUCAGCACCCAAGCAUCUCUCUCCCUCACAUCGUCGCUGCUCCCGUUCACCGCUCCCCGUCACCGCUCCCCAUCUCCGUCCGUCAACAGAGAUUGCAGCCCCGACGUCGAUCUACACAUCCGUGUAUCCCUCCUCACAGAUCGAUCUCCGACGCAAGCUCUCCGUCACCGAUCCCCGUCACCGCUCCCACAGAUCGAUCCCUCACCCGCAUCGAUCUAACCCCUUUUUUUUUUUUUUUUUUUUUUUUUUUUUUUUUUUUGGCCCCUGUUGUAUCUCUCUGUCCCUCAUCACAGGUUGUCCCUAAACACGCGGAGCCUUCGCCACCGACGCAGCAAAGCCACUCCUCGCCGGACUCUACCAUCCAACUGAACAAAUGGGCUAUCAGGACAACAUGAAUCACGCAAGGAAGCUCUCCUUGCAUCGGUGAUGGUCGGUGGGUUUCGAUGAAAUGGACCGAGAAACGGUCAGAACAAAGCUUACCACAGUCAGGUCAGGUCUCAGAAAUUUUAGAUUCAAUUUCGUAUUCUAUUAUUUGAUGAUCACAAGAACUCUAGUUGCAUUCCCGGCGUGCGCAUAGGCUAGUGUAGAUGGUGACCGGAUGAAAUUUACUUUUCUUGUAUGUUUUUCGUGUUCUCCGCAAUUGCAACUGAAGGCUUCUGUACUGCUGGGAGCAUUGGGAAAAUUUUUAUUUGAGUAUUCAAGCAUCAGAUGGCUGUUUGCCCCUGGGCAUUCUUGGGAGGCAUAGACACGGCCUCUGCGCCUCCUCCAACAGCCCCAAAAUCACGCACUUUUGCAUCUAUCCUCGCUAACUCAACAGAGGCUGCUAUAUCUCUCAGCCAACUACCAUCUCCGGUUGUUCGUGGGGAUAAAAUUUAUGUCAAGAUCAAUGAAUCCUUAUACCAGGAGCAAUUAAAGCAAUUCAAAACCAAUCUUAUUGGUCGUCUUCUUCUUCGUAAGGGUUCUAAACCUCUUAAGGCUGAUGCCCUAAAAGGGCUGCUUGCUGCUCUCUGGCAGCCCUCAAAGCCAUGGCGUCUGGUUCCUCUCGGUAAAGGCUACUUUGACAUUCAUUUUGCCACUGAAGAGGAUCUCCGUAGGGUAUGGAGUGGAGGUACUUGUACUCUUCCUGAUGGAAUUUUUCGCCUAACUCAGUGGAAACCGGACUUUGUACCAGGAGAUACCUUUCCUCAAACUCAUGCUCAAAUUUGGAUUAGGAUUUAUGGGCUGAGUCAAGAUUAUUGGCACCAACAACAUCUUAUGGAAAUCGCUCGGGGUGUCGGAACUCCAUUGCAAAUUGACAAAGCCACAAGGGAAAGACAAUUCGGGUACUUUGCUCGAGUCUUGGUUGAUGUGGAUCUUGCAGGGGACUUACCACCUUCUUUGAUGGUUGAGCGGGAAACUCAUUGUUUUCCGAUUGAAGUGGUCUAUGAGAAUGUGUGUACUCAUUGCGGGAAGGUUGGCCAUAUGGUUGAUCAAUGCAGGUUCUUGAAGAGCUCUAACAAUGAGCAAAAUGCUCAAGAACAUAAGGUUGUUAAAAAGCCUUCUCGCAUUGGGCGUCAAGAGUAUCGUCCCAAGACGGCUGUAAACAAUGUCUCUGAGCAAAAUUUGGACACUAUCCCUCAGGUGCAACACUCCCCUGAGGUUGCAAACCAUGAUCAGAUUACUAAAUUUGCAGAAGAUGUUCUCACUGAGGCCGUUGACCAGGAACUGGAUCGUAUUGCUGAUCUGGUCAUUAAUGAACCCAUUAUCAACAGGAAGCCUGAAAGUUGUAAAGGCAACAUGUCUCCUCUUAUCAACAAGAAUAAAUUUGCCAUCCUUGCAAGCAAGGAAAUUGAAGCAGUGGUUGACAUUAUUCCUAAGGAAUUUGCUCAAGUUGUUGGAACAACUACUUUGGAGGUCCCUACGGUUCAUAUUACUGAUGAGGAUGAUGAGGAUGAGGAAGUUGACAGUGAUAAUGAAAUGUGUGAUGAAGAGGUGAACUCCAAUAUGGAGCAAAAGACUUACAGCCCCCAGCCAACCAAUUCUCCACAGAGUGGUCAGAAUUGGCAUGAUAUGGUGGAAGAGGAAAAUCUGAUUGAUCUGGUUGAUUUACCUACGGGUGUUCCCCCGGGAUUUGAACAUGUUGCAACUUUAGCCAAGGAUGUCGCAUUAAUUACUGGUCAAGGAGUUAAUGAAAAUACUGAAAAUGGUUUCACACCGGUUAUCUCCAGGUCUCAACAGAAAAAACAAAGACGACAAGCUACCCAAGCUCUUGAUCGUGAAACUCCUUACCCAAAGAGGGACAGAACAAAGAAUAAAAAGUACAAUCAAUGAAGGUUCUUUAUUGGAAUAUUAGGGGAAUAGGAAACAAUGACUCCCAAUCCGAGCUUUCUAAUAUUUGCCAUAUUCACAAACCAGAUCUUGUUUGCAUUGCUGAGCCAAAGAUAAAGUUCACCUCAAUUUCAGCAGUUUUUUGGU